AUGUCGUUAGUUAACGUUACUAACAUCACCGUGGGAAACAACGUAUGCCCAGUAACUGCUCCACUGGUGUUCCAGAUCGAGUUUGAAUGCCUUGAAGAUUUGAAACAUGAUAUCGAAUGGAAGAUUGUAUACGUCACAUCAGAUGGACAGGGGUAUCUCGAUGGAAGUCAAGAUUCACCAAAUUCAACAUACUCAGGUGAAGGUGAAAUUGUAUUAGAUGCCGUAUGCUUGGGACCCAUCUACAAAGGGGUACUAGAGUUCGAGUUCAGAGUACCAGCACCAGACUUUACAAGGCUCAACCCAGAAGGUAUACUAGGAAUGCAAGCUGUACUGGUCACUGGAAACUACUGUGAGCAGGAAUUCAUACGCAUCGGAUACUACACCAACAACUGUUACGAUGAUCCAGCAUUAAGGGAGUCACCACCAGACACACCGAUGGUCGAAGAAAUGGUACGAUGCAUAAUAGACCAACCAAGGGUAACGAGGUUCCCAAUCAAAUGGGACUCAGAUUUGACUGUCAAUAAGGAAACUGAAACCAUUAGUACGGUCAUUGACGAUAAAGAAGACGAGGAAGAAAAGGAAGAUGGAGAAAUAGAAGAAGAGGUGGAGGAGGAAGAGAAGAAAACUCAGGAGGAUGAAGAAAAGAACAGUGACGUUGAUGAUAGAAAGGAUGUGGGAGUCAGGUUAGAGUCACGGAAUGAAUCUGGAGUUCCAGCUGUCGGACCUUAUAGAGACUAUUCUUUCGAAAAUAUUCUCGAGUGCGUCGACUACGAUUACGAUUCACCAACACCAGCGCUGUCAGACGUUAUAGAACCUGUUGAACGCAGGUCAAUGAAACGCAACUUACAAGAAUUAGAAAAAAGCGAAUCGUCUGAUGACAAAAAGGUUCAGAGGACACCCGGGAUUGCUACCUUAUCAACGAUCACGUCAAUAUCCGAUGUUUGA
Molecule: messenger RNA, 945 nt
Organism: Babesia sp. Xinjiang
Lineage: Eukaryota; Apicomplexa; Aconoidasida; Piroplasmida; Babesiidae
Gene: asf1
Product: Histone chaperone asf1
Exons: 2
Coding region: 1-945 (314 amino acids)
Biological process (GO): DNA replication-dependent chromatin assembly
Cellular component (GO): nucleus
Molecular function (GO): histone binding
Source: RefSeq, a predicted model, not a curated record